AUGGCUUCAUUACUGAGGCCGUUCAUCAUCGGUCUUAUUUUAUUUUUAUCUAUUCUUAAUCAAAUUGAAACUCGAAUAGCUCAAAAUGAUGAUGAUGUAUCAAAACUUAGAAUAAAUCGACAAGAAUAUAAUCCAUAUCCUUAUGAUCAUCGACAACGAUAUCCUGAACCUCCAUCUGGACAAUAUCCAUCAAGAGAUCCUAGUGAAACAUAUGUUCAAAAUUCUGAAUGUAAAGGUUGUGGUCCACGACGUGAUUGUCAAUGUCCUGGAAAAGGUGCUAUGGGUAUAACUGGUCCACAAGGUUUUCCAGGUAUUCCAGGUGAUCGUGGUCUUAAAGGUCCCUCAGGACGAUCAGGUUAUCCAGGUGUUUCUGGUGAAAAAGGUGAUCGUGGUCAAUAUGGUAACAAAGGCGAACGAGGUGAUGAUGGUUUAUUGCCUAUUGAUGGUCAAAAUGGUUUUCCUGGACAAGCUGGUGCUGUCGGUCCACGUGGUAUUCCUGGUGUACCCGGUUGUAAUGGUAGCAAGGGGGAACCCGGUGAUGAUGGCCGAAUGGGAUUAGACGGCCUACCGGGUGCUUCUGGUACACCAGGGCGAGCUGGUGAUAUAGGUGAACCAGGUGAAUCAAUAGGUUUUGGUGGUAUUGUACAAGGACCACGUGGCGAUCCUGGAAUGUCUGGUCGCCCAGGUGUACCUGGUUGGCCUGGUCCAUCAGGUACUCCAGGUUUGCCAGGUUCGUUGGGACCACCAGGAUCAGAUGGUAGCCCUGGCCUAAGAGGUGAUUCAGGAUUAUCAGGACCAGAUGGUCCUAUAAGCUAUGGUAACAAAGGUCAACGUGGUGAUCCAGGUGAUAACGCUCCUACACCAGCCGAUCCAGUGCCGUAUGGUCGUUUACGAGGUAUUACAAAUGUUCAAGGACCGCCUGGUAUACGUGGUCCUGAUGGUGAUCAUGGUUAUAAAGGAGAUCGUGGUCAACCUGGUUACUUGGGUAUCGAUGGUUUACAAGGACCUAAAGGAGAAAAAGGUGAAAUUGGUGCAGCCGGAUCACUAGGCAAAAUGGGUAAAGAAGGUCCUAGUGGUCCAUAUGGUAUCAAAGGCGAAGCAGGACCACCUGGUCCACCUGGCAGUGAUGGUCUUCCUGGCGAACUUGGUCAACCUGGUUAUCCUGGUUCUAAAGGUCAACGUGGUGAUAAUGGUAUAACUGGUCCCAAUACUUAUGGUAGCAAACGUUAUCAACCACUUCCUGGACCACCAGGUUAUCCUGGAAUGACAGGUGAUGCUGGACCAAAUGGUUUCCCUGGUGCUCCUGGUUUUCCUGGUCGAGAAGGUCUUAAAGGUGAACGAGGUGACUAUGGUUCACCUGGUCGACCUGGCCCUAUGGGAGAAACAGCUGAUGCCGAAAAGGGUGAUCGAGGUUCUGAUGGACUUCCUGGUCCUCCUGGAUCAUCUGGACCUGCUGGUAUUCCGGGUGAAAAAGGUACUAUGGGUGAAAAAGGAUUAGCUGGUGAAGAAACAUAUGGACCACGUGGAAGUAAUGGUCUUCCAGGUCGUACUGGAUAUCCUGGUAUACCUGGACCAGCGGGUGAUAUUGGUGAACCAGGAUUGCCAGGUCUACCUGGUGAAGCAAGUUAUCAAGGUUAUCAAGGAUACGGUCCUUCUGGUCCGCAAGGAUAUCCAGGUCGAUCAGGUCAACCCGGCCCACCUGGUUAUCCUGGUAUUCCUGGCGGGAAAGGUGAUGUUGGUGACCCUGGUGGUUGUGGAUUUUGUCCACCUGCUGCUCCUGGUCUUCCAGGUGAUCGUGGUACCCAAGGUUAUCGCGGUCGACCAGGUUUAAGUGGAGCACCUGGCUUUCGAGGUGAAAAAGGUGAUGCCGGACCAGGUGGAGCUCCUGGACCGAAUGGUUUAUCUGGACCAGAUGGAAUUCCCGGUCGAGAUGGUUAUCCAGGUUUGUCAGGACGUAAAGGUGAAGCUGGUGAAUUGCAUGGUGCUGAUGGCAUUAAAGGUCGUCGAGGAAUACCUGGUGAGUCAGGAGUUAAAGGUUAUCAUGGUGAUGUUGGUGAAUCUGGUAUUAAUGGACGUGAUGGCUAUGAUGGUAUUCCUGGUGCACCUGGCUCACGAGGUCCGUCAGGUGAUACUGGACGACCAGGAACUACGGGUACUCCAGGACCUAAAGGUCCACAAGGUGCAACUGGACCACCGGGUCAAGUAUUUGCACGUGGUCCACGUGGUGAGCAAGGUGAAAGCGGUCCACAAGGUAAAACUGGACGACCUGGCCUUCCUGGUCCACCAGGUGAAGAUGCACCAGUACCAGUGAUUACACCUGGUGAACGGGGUAUUAAAGGACAACCUGGUGAUGAAGGGUCUGCGGGUCAACCUGGUGCUCCUGGAUUACCUGGACGAGAUGGUCUACCUGGUAGUAAUGGUUUUCCUGGUUCAAAGGGUGAUGAUGGUCGACCCGGCUUUCCUGGAGUACCAGGCGAAAAUGGUGUUAAAGGUUAUCCGGGUAUGGAUGGACGAUCUGGUCUUGAUGGACGACCUGGCCUUCCAGGAAUGAAUGGACAAGCUGGUCUACCUGGUUUACCAGGAGCUAAAGGACAACGAGGUGACACUGCUAUUGCAACAAUAGCUGGAUCACCAGGCAAUCCAGGUCCAAAAGGUGUUACUGGUCAACGUGGUCCAUCUGGUAUAUCAGGAAGUCGUGGUCCACCUGGUCCAUAUGGUUUACCUGGCAAUCCAGGUAUAAAUGGCCGCCCGGGACAAGCUGGUCUACAAGGACAGAAAGGAGAAAGAGGUGGUGCUGGAUCUGCUUGGCAGGGUGAUGUUGGUUUGCCUGGUGCACGUGGUCGACCCGGAGUUCCUGGAAUGUCUGGAGCUCAAGGUAGUUCUGGUCCAUCUGGUUUUCGUGGUGCACCUGGUGACAUGGGUCGAUCAGGUCAAAAUGGUGCACCUGGUUUUCCUGGCAAACCUGGCGAACGUGGUGAUAAUGGACUUGAUGGAUAUCCUGGUUUGAUUGGAAUGAAAGGUUUUCCUGGUUUACCUGGUGAACGUGGAUUACCUGGCAGUGGUGGCUCAAAUGGACUCCCAGGUUUUCCAGGACCUAAAGGUCUUCCAGGUGAUACUGGUGAACCAGGUCUUCAUGGUGGCUAUAGUCAACCAGGUCGAAAAGGAGAAAUUGGUGACACUGGUGAAGUUGGUCUACCGGGUAUUAAAGGUUUUCCAGGAGAAUCUGGUACAUUUGGUUCUCAAGGACUACCAGGCGAAGUUGGAUACCCUGGCUUAGCUGGCGCUCCUGGUCUACCUGGUCGUGAUGGACGUCCUGGUUUACCGGGUUUGAAAGGUGAAGUGGGUGAUUGGUUUAAAGGCGUUAGUGGUGUACGAGGUGAACCUGGUUUCCCUGGUCUUCCUGGUAUGCCCGGUGCUCCAGGUCUUCGUGGAUUGCCUGGCCUUCCAGGUACAAUGGGACUACGUGGACAACCAGGUCUUAUUGGAUUUCCAGGUCUUUCUGGUCUCAGUGGUGCACCUGGCUUUCCUGGAUUGAAAGGUCAACCAGGACAAAAUGGUCUUCCGGGACUUGCUGGACCUCCAGGUGAUCGAGGCCUUUCUGGUCGUCCUGGUUUACCAGGUCUACCUGGUCUUAAAGGAAUGAAUGGAGAACCAGGCCGAGAUGGACGAGCUACAGAAUCAGGACAAAAAGGAGAACCAGGUGAUUUUGGUGCAUCUGGAAUCCCAGGACUUGCUGGAAUGAUUGGUGAUGCUGGUCUUCCGGGUCUGCCAGGCAUUACUGGUUCACAGGGAGCACCAGGUCGUGAUGGUCUUCCAGGUAUACCAGGAGAAAAAGGUUUAACAGGCAUACCUGGAAAAGCAGGACGACAAGGUUUACCUGGUUUACAAGGACCUAAAGGAAAUGCUGGCUAUCCUGGUCGUCCCGGUCUGAAAGGUGCACAAGGUGAAAGUGGUGGUCGUAGUUUACCAGGUUUUCGUGGUGAUCCUGGUCGCGAUGGUCUUCCGGGUCGGCCAGGUCUCCGAGGACCACCUGGUGAUAUGGGUCUACCUGGUGCGCCGGGUCGUGAUGGUCAUGGAGUAGCUAGUGUACGAGGACCGCAAGGAGAACGUGGUCUAGAUGGUUUACCAGGUCGACCAGGUUCAAGUGGAUAUCCUGGACGAGAUGGUAAACCAGGUUUAGCUGGUCCACCGGGUCUACCGGGUCUUCUUGGAAUUAAUGGUCUUCCUGGUAUACAAGGUGCUGCUGGUGCAAAAGGAUUACCAGGUCAACCAGGACCACUUGGAAAUCCAGGUUUACCAGGAAGACGAGGAGAACCAGGCAUACCAGGUAUGUCUGGAAUCCCAGGUCGUAAAGGAGAAAUGGGCGAUGCAGGAUCGCCGGGUGUUGAUGGAUAUCCAGGUAUACCAGGUCCAAAAGGAGAAACAGUACGAGUAGAAGCUUUAGUACAUCCAGGUGCAAAAGGUGAACGUGGUGAUCAAGGAUAUCCUGGUGCCAAUGGAUUACCAGGUAAAAUUGGUGUUCACGGACCAAAAGGCUAUCCAGGUCAAGUUGGUCUUGCUGGUCGUCCAGGCAGUCCAGGUUCAUUAGGAGCUCGUGGUCCAAUUGGUGAUGUUGGAUUUUCAGGAGGACCUGGUUUACAUGGCCCACCAGGACCACCGGGUAUUGCUGGUCUUCAAGGUCUUCCAGGAGAUACAGGUGAAGGUUCAUUCGUAUUUGCACGUCAUAGUCAAGAUAAAACAACUCCACAAUGUCCAUAUGCAACAACAAAAAUGCAGGAAGGUUUUUCAUUUAUGGGUAUGCAAGGUGAUGCAUAUGCUGCUCAUCAAGAUCUUGGUGGUUCGGGUAGUUGUUUACGUCGUUUUAGUGCUAUGCCAUUUUUAUUUUGUGAUAUUGGUAAUUCAUGUCAUUAUGCAUCACGUAAUGAUUAUUCAUAUUGGUUAUCAACAAAUGAACCAAUGUCAUCAAGUAUGGCACCAUUUGAAACACGUGAUAUACCAAAUCAUUUAAGUCGUUGUGUUGUUUGUGAAUCAGCAACACCUGUAUUUGCAAUUCAUAGUCAAUCACAACGUGUUCCAACAUGUCCUGAUGGAUAUGAUCUUUUAUGGGCAGGUUAUAGUUUUGUAUUUACAUCAGCUGAUGGUGGUCGUGGUGAUCAACAAAGUUUACAAUCACCUGGUUCAUGUCUUGAAAAAUAUCAUGAUCGACCAUAUUUUCAUUGCAAAGAUCAUUCACAAUGCAAUUAUUAUCCAAAUAUGAUGACAUUCUAUUUAGCUACAUUAGAUGAUUAUACAGGAUUUGAAAAACCAAAAUUACUUACAUUAAAAGCUGGUACACAAAGACAACAUAUUAGUCGAUGUGCUGUAUGUCAUGCUAAUCUAUUUAAACAGACAACUUAUGGACCAUCAGCAUUUUUUGCACAAGUCAAGAAAAUUUAA
Rotaria sordida is the source of this 5436-nucleotide messenger RNA. NCBI's taxonomy places the organism in Eukaryota, Metazoa, Rotifera, Eurotatoria, Philodinida, Philodinidae. The record is from the annotation of a GenBank genome assembly.